This is a messenger RNA of Rubroshorea leprosula, 2546 nucleotides long. The record is from the annotation of a GenBank genome assembly. NCBI's taxonomy places the organism in Eukaryota, Viridiplantae, Streptophyta, Magnoliopsida, Malvales, Dipterocarpaceae.
AAUAAUCUGGGCUUAAUUGCUCAAGCUACAAUGACCCAAACAGGAUGUUUCCUCUCCAUCUCAAAACUCCUGGUCAGACAUGCUUUUCAGCAAGAUUAAACGAUGUGGCUUGGCUAUGGCAUUUUCGCUAUGGUCACUUGAAUUUUGGAGGCUUAAAGACACUUCAGCAGAGAGCCAUGGUCACUGGGCUUCCAGAGUUUAAUAGUCCUUCUGAUGUUUGUGAAGAAUGUGUGCAUAAAUCUGAAGCUUUUGUAGCUUUUAAAAGCUAUAAAGUGCUUGUUGAGAAAGAAGUUGGCAGUCCAAUCAAAGUUCUUCGCACUGAUCGUGGAGGAGAAUAUUGCUCAGAUGAAUUUGCAAAAUUUUGUGACAAUCAGGGGAUUAAGAGGCAAAUCACAACAGCUUAUACACCUCAACAAAAUGGUGUUUGUGAGAGGAAGAAUCGCACUAUUUUGGACAUGGUGCGGAGUCUUUUGGCAAGGAGUUGCAUUCCAAAAAAUUUCUGGCCAGAGGCAGUCAACUGGAGCAUCCAUAUUUUGAAUAGAAGUCCCACACUUACUGUUAAGGACAUGACACCAGAGGAAGCUUGGAGUGGACGCAAACCAACAGUGGAUCAUCUUAGAAUUUUUGGGGAUGUUGUUUUUGAUGAAGAACAGAUUUGGCCAGGGAGUGAAAAUGGUACCACUAAGUGUAUUUCUGUAGAUUUUGAUGGUGGUGAUGAUGAAGAAAAACAACAAUCAAUUGAGAAUGUGCAGCAACAACUUGAUAUGGAUGAGCAACAACCAGCAUCCACUUCAAAUGCUCCAGAAGAUGCUCAAUCUCCAGCAGCAGCCAAAGAGGACGAACAGAGGUCACAAAGGGUUAGAAAGAGACCAGCAUGGAUGACUGAUUAUGAGAAGGCAAUGGAUGAAGAAAUUGCAGCCAUUGAAAGAAACAAUACUUGGGAGUUAAUUGAACUUCCAAAAGGGAAGAAGGCUAUUGGAGUAAAAUGGGUCUAUAAGACAAAGUUGAAGGAGAAUGGUGAGAUUGACAAAUUCAAAGCCCGCCUAGUUGCCAAAGGUUAUAAGCAAGAAUUUGGUAUCGAUUAUAAAGAAGUUUAUGCACUGGUUGCAAGGCAUGAUACAAUUCGCUUGGUAAUUGCUUUGGCAGCACAGAAUUCAUGGCCACUCUAUCAACUGGACGUAAAAUCAGCCUUCUUGCAUGGAGACUUGGAUGAGGAGGUAUUUAUUCAUCAACCCCCUGGUUAUGUUAAGGCUGGAAAUGAGCAUAAAGUCUAUAAAUUAAAAAGGGCAUUAUAUGGACUAAAACAAGCCCCACGGGCUUGGUAUAGUCGUAUUGAAUCUUAUUUUCUGAAGGAAGGUUUUGAAAAAUGUCCUUAUGAACAUACACUUUUCAUAAAAUCAGAAGAUGGGAAGAUGCUUAUUGUCUGCUUGUAUGUAGAUGACUUAAUCUACACUGGAAAUGAUAUGGUUAUGUUUGAUAAAUUCAAGAAGUCUAUGAUGGCUGAAUUUGAGAUGUCAGAUCUUGGAUUGAUGCAUUAUUAUCUUGGCAUAGAGGUGAAUCAAUCUGCUGCAGGUAUUUUUAUUUCUCAGAAGAAGUAUGUUCAGGACAUCUUAGACAGGUUUCGAAUGAAGAAUUGUAAUCCUGUAAGCACAUCAAUUGAACCAGGUUUGAAGCUUGUCAAGAAUCCUGGGGGAAAGGGAAUUAACAACACUUUGUACAAACAAAUUGUGGGAAGCUCGAUGUAUUUGACUGCAACAAGCCCAGAUAUCAUGCAUGCUGUAAGUCUUAUCAGUAGAUACAUUGAUUGUCCAAAAGAAGUUCAUCUCUUGGCAGCAAAAAGAAUUCUCAAGUACUUACAAGGUACAGCUGAGUAUGGUUUAUUCUAUAAAAAUGGAGAAAAGUCAGAGUUGUUCGGGUUCACAGAUAGUGAUUUUGCAAGAGAUCUUGAUGAUAGAAAGAGUACAUCUGGUUAUGUUUUCAUCAUGGGAACAGCAGCAAUUUCAUGGACAUCUAGGAAGCAAUCAAUUGUGACUCUUUCAACUACUGAAGCUGAAUUUGUUGCAGCAACAACAUGUGCUUGUCAAGCAAUUUGGUUGAGGAAAGUUCUUGAAGAAUUGCAGGUCAAACAAGAAGGUCCUAUGCUUAUUUUUUGUGACAAUAGUUCAACAAUCAAACUUUCAAAGAAUCUUGUUUUGCACGGAAGGUGUAAGCAUAUGGAUGUGAGAUUUCAUUUUUUGAGGGAUCUCACAAAUGAAGGAGUCAUUGAUUUGGUCUACUAUAGGACUGAAGAUCAAAUAGCAGACAUUUUUACAAAGCCUCUCAAGUUAUCAGCUUUUAGGAGACAAAGGGAGCUGCUAGGUGUUUGUAUUUUUUACAACAAUUAAACUGAUCAUUUGCUAAUGUUCAGUUUAGGGGAGAGUUUGUUGGAUAAGUCUUUAGAUUGUUCCUGGUAUUUAGUCAUUUUCUUGUACGUGUCUUUGUGUUUCCUAGUUAUUAGGAAGUAGUUUAACGUGUUCAGCAUAGUGGUUGCUAUUUUAUAGCUUUGU